AUGUGGUCUAUUUUUUUGUGGACUGGGGCAUUGGUUAUCAUAUACCUAACACAUUGGGUCUUCAUCUGGAAGAAUCCAAAGUGCAAUGGAAAACUCCCACCAGGUUCAAUGGGUUUGCCUCUACUUGGAGAAACCCUUCAGUUCUUCUCCCCCAACACCUCCUCUGAUAUUCCUCCAUUCAUCAAAAAGAGAAUGCAAAGAUAUGGAUCAGUCUUCAGAACCAGCCUAGUAGGCCGGCCGGUUGUUAUAUCAACAGACCCAGAUCUUAACCAUUUCAUCUUCCAACAAGAAGGCCAAUUGUUCCAGAGCUGGUACCCAGACACCUUCACAGAGAUCUUUGGAAGACAAAAUGUGGGUUCAUUACAUGGCUUCAUGUACAAGUACCUCAAGAACUUGGUUUUGAAUCUGUUUGGACCUGAAAAUAUUAAAGAGAAGCUGCUCCCCGAAAUAGAAGAGUUGGCUUUUAGAAACUUACAUCUUUGGUCAUCCUGGGACAGUGUAGAAUUGAAGGAAGCCAUUGCAAAGAUGAUAUUUGAUCUAACUGCAAAGAAACUGAUCAGUUACGACUCAGCCAAGUCCGGCGAAAAUCUGAGGGAGAAUUUCGUUGCUUUCAUACAGGGACUAAUCUCAUUCCCUUUGGAUAUUCCUGGCACAGCUUACCACAAAUGUUUGCAGGGAAGGAAGAAGGCAAUGAAACUGCUCAAGGAAAUGCUCAAUGGGAGACGUGCAACGCCGCCAGAGAAGCAAAAUGGAGAUUUUUUCGACCAUGUCCUUCAAGAAUUGAUGAAAGAAGGAACAAUCCUUACUGAAGCAAUUGCUUUGGAUUUGAUGUUUGUGCUUCUCUUUGCCAGCUUUGAAACAACUUCCUUGGCUCUAACUCUAGCUCUGAAGUUCCUUUCCGACCACCCUUCUGUGCUCAAGGAAUUAACGGAAGAACAAGAAGGAAUUCUAAGGAGGAGGGAGAAUGUAGAUUCUGGGCUUACAUGGAAGGAAUACAAAUCAAUGACUUUUACAUUUCAGGUAAUCAAUGAGACAGUGAGGCUGGCAAAUAUAGUUCCUGGAAUCUUCAGAAAAGUACUUAGAGAAAUCCAGUUUAAGGGGUAUACAAUUCCAGCAGGUUGGGCGGUUAUGGUCUGUCCUCCAGCUGUCCAUUUGAACCCUGCCAAGUAUGAAGAUCCCCUUGCCUUCAAUCCAUGGAGAUGGCAGGGCAUGGAAUUAAAUGGUGCAACAAAACAUUUUAUGGCUUUUGGUGGUGGCAUGAGGUUUUGUGUUGGAACAGAGUUCACCAAGGUGAUAAUGGCCAUCUUUCUUCACUGCUUGGUUACAAAGUACAGGUGGAAAGUUAUCAAGGGAGGAGAUAUAGUCCGAACCCCUGGUUUGGCAUUUCCAAAUGGUUUUCAUGUUCAGCUGUCAGAGAAGCAUAAAUAA
Macadamia integrifolia is the source of this 1428-nucleotide messenger RNA. RefSeq names its product cytochrome P450 87A3-like. Gene Ontology annotation, molecular function: heme binding; monooxygenase activity; iron ion binding. The record is from RefSeq and is a predicted model, not a curated record. The coding region runs from base 1 to 1428 and encodes 475 amino acids. NCBI's taxonomy places the organism in Eukaryota, Viridiplantae, Streptophyta, Magnoliopsida, Proteales, Proteaceae. Gene Ontology annotation, biological process: sterol metabolic process. The transcript is spliced from 9 exons.